Molecule: messenger RNA, 724 nt
Organism: Capsicum annuum
Lineage: Eukaryota; Viridiplantae; Streptophyta; Magnoliopsida; Solanales; Solanaceae
Product: sodium/calcium exchanger NCL1
Biological process (GO): intracellular calcium ion homeostasis; calcium ion transmembrane transport
Cellular component (GO): membrane
Molecular function (GO): calcium:proton antiporter activity; calcium ion binding
Source: RefSeq, a predicted model, not a curated record
GGUUGUUCAGCAGUAUACUAAGAAGCAAAGGGAUGAAAUAGCUGAAAUUGAGCAAUUAAUGGCAAAAAUCUUGAAGCAUGUGGAAAGCCAAGCAUUAGAAGCUGAACACUUUCUCAAUGACGAUGGAACUCCCAACAUUGAACGUAUAAAAGAAAUCUUCCAUCAGUAUGAUAGUGAUGGGAACAAUUCCAUAACACGGAACGAAUUGGAAAAAUUAAUACGAUCAGUCAAAUAUGAUGAAGUGCAACUAAAUAGCGAUGAUUCAGUCAAGAAGGUGAUGCAAGAUUUUGAUACAGAUCGCAAUGACAUGAUCGAUGAACCUGAGUUUGUCGAUGGAAUGACAAGAUGGAUCAAUGAGGCUAUUCGUGUGACUAGUUGUAAGGACAAGAAAAGGGCCAUCGAUGAAUAUGACAAGAUUAUGUGGGGUAAAGUUGAAAAAUUGGUGUAUGAUGAGGGUGAAAAAGACGGAAAGAUCAACUAUAAGUUGUUGACAUGGGAUUUUAACAAGUCUAUAUUUGAAGUGAUUUUGGGGAUUGCAAUGCUGACUUUAUGCUCAAAACCACUAGUAAAAAAUAUUCAAAAGUUGUCUGAAACUAUUGGAAUACCUUCUUUUCUCAUCCCCUUUGUGAUAGUACCAUUGGCUCUAAAUGCAAGAAUGGCACUAGCAGCAAUCUUUCCAGCUAGCCAGAAGAGCUCAAAAACUUCUUCUUUGACAUUCUCUGAG